UACGUCAGUCUGCGGCUGUGGAUCAGCUGACGACUCUGAGGCUUGUAGAGGACAAAAGUGCUACAAGCUGCAGCACAGAAUAACGAGCUGUUUUAUUAUUUAUUUACGGUCUUUUCACCAGGACAAUGUUUCACUAAAAGUCUUAAAAGUUUGCCAGAGAACAUGUCAGGAAACAGUCUGGUGUUACCCAUAGUGCUGUGGGGCCGCACCGCUCCCACACACUGCAUCUCCAGCCUGCUGGUGAUGGACGACCUGGCCACCAUCGUUAGCGGCUGCCACGACGGUCAGAUCUGCAUCUGGGACUUGACCCCUGACCUUGAGAUUAACCCACGCGCUCUGCUGUUUGGACACAGCACCUCCGUCACCUGUCUGUCCAAGGCCAGUGCCAGCAGCGACAAACAGUACAUGGUCAGCGCAUCAGAGAGCGGGGAGAUGUGUCUGUGGGAUGUGAGUGAUGGGCGCUGUAUUGAGUUCACUAAGCUGGCCUGUGCUCACACAGGCAUACAGUUUUACCAGUUCACCAUUGGGACCCAGCGUGAGGGUCGUCUCCUGUGUCACGGUCACUACCCAGAGAUCCUCGUGGUGGACGCCACCAGCCUGGAGGUCCUUUACUCCCUGGUGUCCAAAAUAUCUCCUGACUGGAUCAGCUCCAUGAGCAUCAUCCGGUCCCAUCGCACCCAGGAAGACACAGUGGUCGCAGUCUCUGUGACCGGGAUUCUGAAGGUGUGGAUCAUCACGGCAGACGUGAGCCGAAUGCAGGACCUGGACCCUGUAUUUGAAGAGGAGUCCAAGCCAAUCUACUGCCAGAAUUGUCAGAGUAUUUCAUUCUGCACCUUCACACAGCUGUCUCUGCUCGUCGUCUGCUCUAAAUACUGGAGGGUGUUCGACGCCGGAGACUUCUCGCUCCUGUGCUCCGUGCCCAGCGAGAACGAGCAGUCGUGGACAGGAGGAGAGUUCAUCGCUGCUGAUAAAGUUAUAAUCUGGACAGAGGACGGCUGCAGCUACAUCUACAAGCUUCCAGCCAGCUGUCUUCCAGCUAGUGAACACUUCCGCAGUGAUGUGGGGAAAACAACAGAAGGUUCCAUUCCUCCUCUGGUGUACAGCAUUGCAGAUCGAGCAGACAAACAGCUGGAGGAGGAGUGUGAGGGCCAGUGUGUUAUUGUGUGUAUCCCCGACAGCGUAUCCGGUCCGGAGCUCUACACUCCUGAGCUGCUGUACCUCCAGCGGCCUCUAGAGGCACCAUUACUGAUCUGUCCUCCUGUGACGCGGUUCUUUUACGGACGCAGAGAGCCGUUCCACAAACUGCUGGUUCAGGGCGACUCAGCAGGCAGGUUGACCCUGUGGAGCAUCCCGGACACUUCACCGCUGCAGCCACUGUCUUCAGCCGCAGAGCUGCAGGUUUCCUCCACUAUUAGCCUUCAGGAGGCGUUCGAUAAGCUCACUCCGCUCCCCGCGGGCAUCAUCGACCAGCUGAGCAUGCUGCCAGGCUCCGAGGAACCUAUAAAGGUGACGGCGAGCGUGUACAUCCCGUCACAGGGCCGCCUGGUGUGUGGCAGGGAAGACGGCAGCAUCGUCCUGGUGCCCGCCACACAGACCGCCAUCGUCCAGCUGCUACAGGGAGAACACAUGCUGCGCAGAGGCUGGCCUCCUCACCGCACCCUGAGAGGACACAGGAAUAAGGUGACGUGUCUGCUGUACCCUCACCAGGUGUCCCCACGUUACGACCAGCGCUCUCUGGUCUCGGGCGGUGUGGAUUUCUCCGUCAUCGUGUGGGACAUUUUCACCGGAGAGAUGAAACACAUCUUCUGCGUACACGGAGGAGAGAUCACCCAGCUCCUCGUCCCACCCGAGAACUGCAGCACCCGGGUUCAGCACUGCGUGUGCUCCGUAGCGAGCGAUCACUCGGUGGGAUUGUUGAGUCUCCGGGAGAGAAAGUGCAUCAUGCUGGCGUCGCGCCACCUCUUCCCCAUCCAGGUUAUAAAAUGGCGCCCGUGUGACGAUUACCUGGUGGUCGGCUGCUCCGACGGCUCCGUAUACGUCUGGCAGAUGGACACAGGUGCAUUGGACCGGUGUGUGAUGGGUAUAACAGCAGUAGAGAUAUUAAACGCGUGUGACGAGGCUGUGCCUGCAUCUGUAGAUGGUUUGAAUCAUUCGGCGGUGAAUCUGAAGCAGGCCAUGACACGCCGCAGCCUGGCAGCCCUCAAGAACAUGGCACAACACAAACUCCACACACUCGCCACCAACCUGCUCGCUGCAGACAACGCAGACAAGGGCAACUUGCCUAAAUAUUCCCACAAUGCACUGGUGGUGCAGGCCAUGAAGACCAACACGACCGACCCGGACAUGCACGUCCUGUUCUUCGACGUCGAAGCCGUGAUCAUCCAGCUGCUGACCGAGGAAGCGCAGCGUCCCAAUCCCAUGCUCGUGUCCCCAGAAACACUGCAGAAAACCCCAGGGGGCGCCGACAAGGGCGGAUCGUUCCUGGCCAAUAAGAUCUUCAAGCAGGUGAAAGAGACCAUCAAAGAGAACAUCAAGGAGCACCUGCUGGACGAGGACGAGGACGAGGAGGAGGAAGCUCGCCGGCGUGAGGAGAAGUCCAAAUCCCUCAGCCUGCUGGAGUACAACCUGACCAUGGACACGGCCAAGCUCUUCAUGUCCUGCCUUCACGCGUGGGGUCUGAACAGCAUGCUGGACGAGGUGUGCGUGAGCCGACUGGGCAUGCUCAGACCGCACACGCCCAUCUCCUUCGGCCUGAUCUCGCGUGGAGGCCACAUGUCCCUCAUGCUGCCCACCUUCAAGGACUCCUUACUGAGGCAGCUGGUGAGGGCCGUCGGCCCCGAGGGCAGGAAGCUCUCCGUUUCCGAGGUGGUGGGCAAGGGCACGUACGGCGUGUCGCGUGCCGUCACGACUCAGCACCUGCUGUCUGUCAUCUCGCUGGCUAACACGCUCAUGAGCAUGACCAACGCCACGUUCGUAGGAGAGCACAUGAAGAAAGCGCCGGCCAGGCCUCCAAGACCCGGUGCCCCAGAGAGCCCCAAAAAGACGCCCCCCCAGGUCUCCACCCCGGCAAUGCAGUCCCAGAUCAAACAAGGUUGGAGUCAGCUGGCUGCAAUGCAUUGUGUGAUGCUGCCCGACCUGCUGGGGCUCGAUAAGUUUAGACCUCCACUACUGGAGAUGCUCGCACGCAGGUGGCAGGAUCGCUGCUUGGAGGUAAGGGAAGCGGCCCAGGCUCUCCUGUUAGCAGAGCUGCGCAGGAUCGGUCAAUCCGGCAGGAAGGACACUAUCGACCUGUGGGCUCCGUACCUGCCUCAGUAUGUGGAUGCUGUCAGCUCACCCGGAGUCGCUCCAGAGACAGCUCAGCCGACUCCUCCCCCAUCUGAGGCCCCGCCCACUGAACCCAAAGCACCAGAGGAAGAAAUGGACGUCACUGAUGAUGACAUCACUGCAGGAUGUCUGAGUAACCUUCCUCCCAGCCACAAGAAGAUCUCUAACUCGUAUGAGGAGAGGAGGAAGCAGGCGACGGCCAUCGUGCUGCUCGGCGUGAUCGGGGCCGAGUUCGGAGCAGAGAUCGAGCCGCCCAGGCUGCCGUCACGCUCCAGAACCAGCGGCCAGGCGCCUGACGGCUUCGGACUCACCACCGGAGGAUCCAACUAUUCACUGGCACGCCAUACCUGUAAGGCGUUGACGUUCCUCCUCCUCCAGCCCCCGAGCCCCAAACUCCCCGCCCACAGCACCAUCCGGCGCACAGCCAUCGAUCUGAUUGGCCGAGGCUUCACCGUGUGGGAGCCGUACAUGGACGUGUCGGCCGUGCUCAUGGGCCUGCUGGAGCUGUGUGCUGAUGCUGAGAAACAGCUGGCCAACAUUACAAUGGGUCUUCCCCUGAACCCGGCGGCCGACUCUGCCCGCUCCGCUCGACACGCUCUCUCUCUGAUCGCCACGGCUCGACCACCUGCCUUCAUCACCACCAUCGCCAAAGAGGUGCACAGACACACAGCGAUGCAGUCUCAGGGCUCACAGUCUCAGCAGAACGUUCACACCACCACUUUGGCUCGGGCAAAAACUGAGAUCUUGCGCGUCAUUGAGAUCCUCAUUGAGAAAAUGCCUUCAGAUGUCGUGGACCUGCUGGUGGAGGUGAUGGACAUUAUUAUGUACUGCAUCGAGGGCUCUCUGGUCAAGAAGAAAGGUCUCUCUGAGUGUUUCCCUGCAAUUUGCAAGUUCUACAUGGUGGCGUAUUGUGAUCGGAGUUACCGUGUGGCCGUUGGAGCUCGUCAGGGUUCUGUCGCUCUUUAUGAUGUUCGCACGGGCAAGUGCCAGCACAUCCACGGUCAUAAAGGCCCCAUCACGGCCGUGUCCUUCGCUCCGGACGGACGCUACCUGGCCACAUACUCCAAUGCUGACAGCCACAUCUGCUUCUGGCAGAUGAACACAUCACUUUUGGGCAGUAUAGGAAUGCUAAACUCCGCCCCUCAGCUGCGCUGCAUCAAGACCUAUCAGGUCCCCCCGGUGCAGCCGGCGUCUCCCGGCUCUCAGAACUCCCUCAAACUGGCUCGUCUCAUCUGGACCUCCAACCGCAACGUCAUCCUGAUGGCCCAUGAUGGCAAGGAGCACCGCUUCAUGGUGUGAGGAAGAUCACAUCGACCCCGAGCUCAGGCUCUUGUCUAGAACUUCAGGACCGCGAACCUCCGAGCAGAACCGAACCCAGGCCACGUCCGGGAGCAGACGUUUUUAUUCGACACUUUUAGUGUGUUUACAUCUCCGUUUUUUUUUUGUUUUUGUUUUUUUCCACAUUCCGCUUUUUAUUUAAACCACUUUUAAAUGUACUCGUGUGUCUGGUAGUUGAUUGAGGACGAAGGAUUUUGGACAGUCGUCGUUGUCGUCUCGAGUUAUGACGGGGUCAAAGGUCAACCGGGGACCUUUUUAUGAUAUGAAGAGAUGGAUCGAUGUUUUCCUUUCAUUUGCACAUAACAAACAGAACCAAAUGUGUUUCUGGCACAUAACCUGAUCUCCCUGGGGCCCCUGCGCUCCUCCUUUUGCCGUACCCUAGUAACCCUGUGAUCGGUGUGUGAUCUCCGAAACUAUUCCUGCAUGACGUACUGAAACUUUAUUCACAUUUCAUCCAGACCUGAAUGGACCAGAGUCACUUCCUGCAUAGGUGUCGCUUAAAAGAAUAUCAGGCUACUUCCUGUUUCGGUGUAGUCAACGUUCCGGUCACUUCCUGUCACUUACAGUUUGUCAGUAGCUUCAUUUUUGCCAUAUUUCUGCUGAAUCAUUCGUGACGACAGGAACUUGUUUUGUGGAGCAACGUUUAUUAAUAAAUGCGAAACUUAAAUGGGACACGCUGCUGUAGGGAAAACAUCUUUUCUGGUAAAUCUACUUCCUGUCUUGAACUAGAAUUAUUAAUGUCGCCACUUCCUGUUUCAGAAGCUGGCAGAUCUAUGGCUGAUUUCCUCCUUCGGUGUAAUUGCUAGAUCUCGCCACUUCCCGUUUCGGCAUAGUAGAUUCGAUCGUUUCCUUCGUUCCCCUAGUCAACAAGUCAGACCACUUCCUGUUUCGAAUAUAGUCAGCAAUCCCAACCCCCCCCUUUUCAAAUAAACCCCGCCCACUCUUCACGUCGUGUAGGCGUGGCCUCGUGUCCUGGUCUGACGUAUCACUAAAAGUCUGUAGUUGAUGAUCAUAAUCCCAUCACAGAUUGUUGAUUCGUACAUAUCGCAUCACCGGGAAGACGCCUGAACGUAGCUGCUUGUGUUUGUUUUUUUUUUCGUAAAAGAAACGUGUUUUAUUAUUUUUGGUUUCGUGUCGUCCGGCAGUCGUGUUUGUGUUACCGUGGAAUAUUCGCUAGUGUGUUGUUGAGACGCUGUGUCGCUAUUUAUCAAAGUAGCCUUUCUUAUCUGGGCUUUGGAGUUAGCAUGUGUUGCUAAUGUUGACAAGCCUACUACCACACACACACACACACACACACAGACACACACACACACAUAUACCAUGUGCUGUAGAUACUGGCUCAGAAUAAAUGAAGGUACAAAACUAUUUUUGACCAAUGUUUGUGUGUGUGUGUGUGUGUGUGUGUGUGUGUGUGUGUGUGUGUGUGUGUGUGUGUGUGUGUGUGUUAAAUAAUAGAGGUAGUAGUUUCUCUCAUGACCACUGAUGUCUGGCAGAGAGACAGAGAUAGAGAGAAGAAUGUACUUCUACACUGAGAGCGUCCUCCAUUUUUCCAGUUCUGCGUUUCGACCCAUGGAUCAUCACAUCAGCGCACGACGACGUCUCCAUUUCUCUGAAAUAAACGAGUAGAAGGAGAGAAAACAGCUGAAGGUCCAGCAGGUCUUCUGUUCUGUUUUUCUUCUCCUUCUCUACAGUGUAGACACCAUAGAUGUACACACACACACACACACACACACACACGACUGAAUCCUCUCAGUAUAUUGACACACGUGUAAGCGAGAGUUAAUAAAGCCCUUAUUACAGUGUAACAGUGUUAUUACAGCCUUACAACUGACUCGUAAACACGAAGCUCAGACAUUCAGACAGAAUUAAUACAAAAUUAAACUAAAAUCCUGUCAGUGGAUUAAACUUCCACAAAAGUGUGUGUUAAUUAUGACUGAAAAAAAAUCCAAGCUCCUGAUCUGGUAUUUACCUUCGUUUUCUUUUCGUAAUUUAACAUCUUCAGUCAAAUGAGUGUUUGUCAUUUUUAUUUAUUAUAUUUUUUUCUACAUUUAUUUAUUUAUUGUCUAUAGAUUUCUUCUGUAUCAUAACGCAGAGCGAUUCUUCGUUUUUAUUUUUCGGCUCAAAUUUUUUUUUUAAAUGUUUUUUUGUAUUUAUCUCAAAAUAAUUCUUCAAGGGUUUUUCUUUUAUUUUUUUCAGUUAAAAUAAUUUGUUUUUGUUUUUUGUUUUUUGUUAAUUGACUUUUUUUUUUUUUUUUCCUCUAAUAGUAUAUAUAAAAAAAAAAAAGCCAAACGUUGCUUUGGAAUAUUGACAGAAAUACAUUUUACGUUUAGAGAAAUGUUGUUGAUUUUGUAAAAAGGUUGAUUCGACUUUUUGAGAAUCUCAGAUACGAAACGAAUGAGAAGAAAUUAAAGAAAGAAAUAAUUCGACUUGUACGACAAAAGGUAUGGAAUUAUGUUUAUAUAUUUACGACAGCGUCAUUACUACAGGAGUUACGGUGUUUAUUACAGUGUUAUAAGGGCUUUGUAGAACUACAGGGUGACUGAACUGGGUGCUGAGAGUUUAUCCACACACACACACACACACACUCUCUUUCUCUUUUGUGACUUUGUCAAUUUCCGCCUCAUCUUUACAAUCACUCGCAGCGCCUGUGUGAGGUGUGUGUGUGUAUGUUUGUGUGCGUGUGCGUGUGUGUGUGAGAGAGAGAGAGAGAGAGAGACUGCUAACAUUUACUGAAUAUAUUGAGCUGUACUGUAAAGCUGUGUUUGAAGACGAUGCUGUUGGUUGUGUACAACUCUGUGUUCAAUAAAAUGAAAGAUAUCUGA
Messenger RNA from Tachysurus vachellii, 7484 nucleotides. RefSeq names its product WD repeat-containing protein 7. Gene Ontology annotation, cellular component: cytoplasm. Bases 163 to 4623 code for a protein of 1486 amino acids. The record is from RefSeq and is a predicted model, not a curated record. Gene Ontology annotation, molecular function: protein binding. Lineage: Eukaryota; Metazoa; Chordata; Actinopteri; Siluriformes; Bagridae. The transcript is spliced from 29 exons.